UGGCCCACGUUAGCGCAGAAGUUCUGCCGUGAGCGAGUGAAGCUCUGAGCAGCUGUAAAGGAAAGUUAACCCUUUCAAAAUGUAUUCGUUCUUUUUGCCGGACUCCGUCACCGAGGAGAUCACCCUGAACCUGCCUGCCGAGCAGGCUCUGUGUGUGUGCCGCCUGGUGUGCCGCCGGUGGAAGGCGGUGGUGGACAGCGCUUCAUUCUGGAGAGAGAAGUGCCGCAGAGAGGGACUGAAACCCCGCUGCAUCACCACGGAGCUCGGGGACUGGAGGGGCUGGAAGACCUUCUACUUUCUUUUUAAGGAGCCUCGCAACCUUCUGAAGAAUCCCAGCGCAGGCGAGAAUUUCAGUGGCUGGGAGAUCAUACGAAAUGGAGGUGACGGGUGGAUCACCGAUCGCAUAUUUGCACCUCACCCAGAUAAGACAGUGACGAAAUGCUUUCUUACCUCUUACCGCUUAUGUCUGAAGCGUCAGCUGAUAGAUCUGGAGAAGGAAGGUUACAGUCCCGCGAUCCUUGAUGAAAUGCAGCCUGACAUUGUGAUUUCAGAUUGGUAUGCCCCACGGCGUGACUGUGGAAGCCAAUAUGACAUUUGCAUUGAACUGCUGAAUCAAUUCCAGGAGGCAGUCCAAACCUUACAACCAGAGAGCGUCAUCUUUCCACAGUGGAAUGAUCAGCCAUGGAAAGAGAUGACACAUGUCUUUAAGGACUACGGACGAGGAGUUCGCUUCAUCCGUUUCACCCAUGGAGGUCGGGACACACAGUUUUGGGCCGGCUACUACGGAAUACGGGUCACUAGCAGCAGUGUUAAAGUGUGUCUAACAGCAGAGUGAUGUUUGCACCCACUACUACAAGAACUGUGUUGUACUUGUGCCUUAAUCCACACCACGUCUUUUAAAAAUACUGUAUGGGGGUGUAUUUUAUUUCUAGAGAUGAUAUUUGUUCAGCAUGCUACUCUUAAGGCAUAUUCAACUGACCUAAAAGGAUCUACUCUAAGACUCCACAUCCACUUACAUCUAACUUAAGGGCUGUCUGAUCCCUGCUUAAUGUCUGGCGUUUCUUUUUUCUUUUAUUAUUUACAAUAUUUUCAUUCACACAAACUGUAACUUCAUCACACACACACACACACACACACACACACACACACACACACACACACACACACACACACACACACAUUUCCUCACUUUAUAGCUUUGUACUUGUUGCAUAAUAAAAAGAAAAAAAUUAAGAUUAUAUUUGAACAGCAAGGGAUCACCUUCACAUCAUUAUUUAAAGUUUAAAAUGUUCAUGUGACGGCAGUGAGCAAAGCUUUAGAGUUUCCGGUCAUGAAUUCCAAUGAAACGCGUCUGGUAAAAUGCCUUAUUCGCACUUCUGUGAUGAACGAUGGAAUGUGGCCAGUAUGUGCAUUUAUAGAUAAAUAGAAGCCAGUGUGUCUCCCGACACACAGCCAGAGAUGAAUUUUCAUAUAGUACACAGUGAUGGGUAUUUUAUGGGUCCCCAGUCAUCAAUUCUAAAGCAGAGUGGUACACAGAGUCCAUAGUUUAGGGUAUUUUGUUUCUAGAGAUUAGAGGCCAAAAAAAUAAAAUAAAAACCCGUCUUUAUGUGCCACUGUUGCAGGGCUUAUAAUAUUAUAUACCGUGGCCCAGUGGUUAAAAAGCACUUGCUUUAGUAUGUAAGAGAUUUGUUCU
This is a messenger RNA of Pygocentrus nattereri (red-bellied piranha), 1693 nucleotides long. Its product is annotated as F-box only protein 6-like. Gene Ontology annotation, biological process: glycoprotein catabolic process; SCF-dependent proteasomal ubiquitin-dependent protein catabolic process. NCBI's taxonomy places the organism in Eukaryota, Metazoa, Chordata, Actinopteri, Characiformes, Serrasalmidae. Gene Ontology annotation, cellular component: cytoplasm; SCF ubiquitin ligase complex. Gene Ontology annotation, molecular function: ubiquitin protein ligase activity; protein binding. The coding region runs from base 80 to 835 and encodes 251 amino acids. The transcript is spliced from 5 exons. The record is from RefSeq and is a predicted model, not a curated record.